UAAGAAAAUACAUAGGUAGAAGAAGACAAAACCGCGAGAAACGACAGCUCAGUUAUGAUGUCCAGAGUCCCCACAAUUCUGCUGGUCUCAGCAGUAACCUGUCUAUGGUUAGCAGCGACUGUUGACUGCAAACCCAGCCAGUUAGCAGAGCCGCCAUUGACAUUGACAGAUCCCCAGUCAGCUGACGCCACUUCUGAAGCAGCGGAAGACACGUCGCGACAAGAGCGGGAACUAGACUACCACGACUUUCUCCACUGCAUGUACUACGACGGUACACAGUGGCAGAAGUACGUGACCAGCUCUGAGUACUACAGGUACACACACCCCGACCACUCUCUAACCGCUCCACAGGCCGUGGCCAACGACCCAAACAGCAAAAUUGAGUCGGAUUAUUGGUACGAUUACUACCUCUAUGAGAAUGCUUCGCACGACGACAAACUCCACACUCUAACCAAGCCUGACUUCAAAGCGGAGCAUGGGUUUGAACCCGACUACCAUGACCCAACUUGGAAUUUCUGGCUCCACUUCUGGCAAAAGUACUUCACGACCAUGAGGCCGGAAUGUCGUCAAGGAGAUUUGGACUAUUUCAACAGCAAUGGGGUCGUCCCUGGUGAUGAUGAUGACGAUUUAGACUGUUAAGUUCCACUCCAUUAAUGAACUGUCUGGCGUUUAUCGCUCUUCCUUUCUUUCAAACCAGUGGUUUUGUUUGAUUUUGUUUGUUGUUGUUUUGUUAAG
Messenger RNA from Aplysia californica (California sea hare), 735 nucleotides. RefSeq lists its product as uncharacterized. Lineage: Eukaryota; Metazoa; Mollusca; Gastropoda; Aplysiida; Aplysiidae. The record is from RefSeq and is a predicted model, not a curated record.